Aricia agestis (brown argus) is the source of this 732-nucleotide messenger RNA. Its product is annotated as histidine-rich glycoprotein-like. The coding region runs from base 1 to 732 and encodes 243 amino acids. The transcript has a single exon. NCBI's taxonomy places the organism in Eukaryota, Metazoa, Arthropoda, Insecta, Lepidoptera, Lycaenidae. The record is from RefSeq and is a predicted model, not a curated record.
AUGAGGAGCAGUCUGCUAGCGCUGUGCGGGCUCCUCGCCCUGGCGGCCGCCGCCGUCGCCCGGGACAUCCCCGCCGCCCCCGCCGCCGACCUCGAGGUCGCCGCCUCCGGACACCACUGGGACAAGGGUGGCGGCCACGAGCACCACGGGCACCACCACCACGACCACGGUGGCCACCACCACAAGGGCCACAAGGGCCACCACGAGGACCACCACGGCAAGCACGGCCACUCCCACCACGAGGGCCACAAGGGCCACCACGGCGAGCACGGCGGCCACAAGAAGCACCACCACCACGACGACGGCUACCACCAUCACCACCACCAUGGCGAGAAGGGCGAGCACGGCCACGGCCACGAGGAGCACGGCCACUGGCACAAGGGCCACGACACGAAGGGCCACCACGGCAUCGAGAAACACGACGAAUUCAAGAAGGACAAGCACUUCCACGACCACCACGGCGAGAAGGGCCAUGAGUCCCAUCACGGCGGCCACCACCACGAGGGCGGGUACAAGAAGGGCGGCCACUUCCACAAGGGCCACAAGCACGGCGGCCACCACGAGCACGAGCACGGCAAGAAGGGCCACCACGAGAAGGGAGGACACCACCACCACCACAAGGGCCACCACGGGGACGGCGGCCACCACGAGCACUGGCACCACCACCACGACCACGGCAAGAAGGGCGGCCACGAGGACCACAAGCACUGGGGCCACAAGUCUCACCACUAG